Messenger RNA from Oncorhynchus mykiss (rainbow trout), 6781 nucleotides. The record is from RefSeq and is a predicted model, not a curated record. Lineage: Eukaryota; Metazoa; Chordata; Actinopteri; Salmoniformes; Salmonidae.
CCAGUUUUAGUUUUCAUGGUUUUACUGCAAGUAGCCUAAGGUGUCAAUUAUUAUUUUCUCCAGCAGUGCAAUUACUUUGGAGGAGUUGCUUCAAGCCGUGAAAUCAGUCACAGGUUGCACUGUUUUGCAGCGUCUCAGAGCGAGGGUCUUUGGUGAGAGCGGUUCACUGUCGCUGUCGGACCAGUUUGUUUACCUCAUUGUGCGUUGACAUUGCGUCGUCAGACACAUAGGCUAGACAUACUAGAGCUUGAGUGCCUGAAUUUAAAUCAUUUUUGGCCGACUGUACAUGCAGAUUGCGUUUAGUUUAGCAUGGUCAAGCAAUUGUUAUAAAGGUUGUAGAGACCAAAGUGCGUGGGGAAAAAAUGGAGAGAGAAACGACAUCUUUGAAGCAGCAAUAUUGCUGCACAACUGUUAUGAACGUUAUCUCGUCUUUAUUCUCUGUAGCGUCCCUUGCCUUUUGCAUAUUAUUAAGUGUACAAACAUCAGCGAUCGCGGACAGGGUCCUGGAUUUGGAAACUGGACAUGGCGAGCAAAUCUUUCACAGGGUCCCCAGUUUUUCUGUGGAUCAGUUUAAUUCAUUGAUUCAAGAGAGAGUGGAUGAGCUCCUGUCACAGCGCUCCUAUGAAAAUUUAUCGAAGGUACGGAUUGCCCGACAAGUUAGCCAUACUCCUGAUUGCAACUGUCCCCCAGGCCCGCCAGGAAAGCGGGGAAGAAGAGGCCGGAAUGGCGAACCUGGACCUCCUGGUCCUCCUGGUCUUCAGGGUGACAAGGGGGAUCAAGGCGACCAAGGACCGCGGGGAUUGCCUGGUCUCCCUACACUGGCUGCUUUGCACAGCAAUCAGAUCCUGACUGUCAAGAUGGUCUUCCCUAAGAUCAAUCAUGGCUUUCUUUCUGCUGACCAGCAGCUCAUAAAGCGGCGGCUUAUUAAGGGAGAUCAGGGUUCGGCAGGUCCACCAGGGCCUCCUGGACCCCCAGGUCCCCCUGGCCCCCGAGGGCCACCAGGGGACACAGGCAAGGAUGGGCCCCGGGGAGUGCCAGGUCUGCCGGGAGAUCCUGGGACCCCAGGAGAGCUAGGACUAAUGGGACCUGAGGGGCCACCAGGACAAAAGGGUUCCCUCGGGCCUCCUGGCAUCCCAGGUGUUGAAGGGCUGAAGGGUGACAUGGGAGAAGAUGGGCAAAAAGGUGACGUCGGGGAGAAGGGUGAUGCAGGCUCCUCUGCUGCAGGCAUUAAGGGUGAACCAGGAGAGUCAGGACGUGGGGGAUCAAAGGGAGAGCCAGGACUUCCAGGGCUGCCUGGACUUCCCGGGAUUAAGGGUGAGCCUGGAUUCCUAGGACCUCAGGGAGAACCAGGGCUCCCAGGACUACCGGGAACCAAGGGCGAGCGAGGGGAACUUGGCCCACCAGGCAAGGGAGAGCGGGGCGAGCCUGGACAGGCCGGUCAAAAGGGGGGGGCAGGAGAGGCAGGGAACCCAGGCCCUAGAGGUUCAAAGGGAGAGACAGGAGACAAGGGAGACCUGGGCUCUAUGGGACCAUGGGGACCCCCUGGGCAGAAAGGUGACCAAGGAGCCACUGAAAUCAUUGAUUACAACGGGAACAUCCAAGAAGCUUUACAGAAGAUUACCACUAUUACAGUGACGGGUCCCCCUGGGCCUCCUGGACUAUCAGGACCAGCGGGAAUCAAGGGAGAUCAAGGCAUGCCUGGCCUCCCUGGACUGGACGGUGAAAGGGGUUUCAAAGGUUCCAAAGGAGACAUGGGAAUCCCUGGCACAUCUGGAGAUAAAGGAACUGUUGGUUUACCUGGUUUACCAGGUGUCAAUGGAUUGAAAGGAGAUAAGGGUGAUUCUGGUCUGCCUGGUCCCGAAGGGCCCUCAAUUAUUGGCCAACCUGGAGCACCUGGGCCCCAUGGCCCCCCAGGCCCCAUGGGACCCCAUGGCUUCCCUGGACCAAAGGGGGAGGCUGGGAAUCAUGGUCUGAAGGGAGUACGCGGGGAGUCAGGGCACAAGGGAGACAGAGGACCCCUGGGCCUCCCCGGAGCCUCCGGCUUGGACAGCAAGCCUGGAAUUAGGGGUAUGGACGGGCCUGUUGGUUCCUCCGGUCCAGCCGGGCCAAAGGGGGACAGAGGUGAGAGAGGAGCUGCAGGUGAACUCGGGCCAAGGGGACCUUAUGGACUUCCUGGAGCAGCUGGAACACCUGGCCUUGAUGGGUUGCCAGGCUUAAGGGGAGAGAAAGGCGACCCGGGGGAAAGAGGAGAAAAGGGGGAGAAGGGAAAGAAGGGGAAAAAAGGGCCUAAGGGGGAGAAAGGAGAACAGGGUGCCCCUGGAUUAGAUGCACCCUGCCCAUUGGGGUUCCGGGGCUUUAAGGGUGAAAAGGGAGAACCGGGGCAACCUGGUCUGGAUGGGCUGGAUGCCCCGUGCCAAUUGGGCCCAGACGGACUACCAAUGCCUGGUUGUUGGCAAAAGUGAUCAAUCUAACCCGAAAGCAUGGUUUGUAAAAAAAAAAAUUAAAAAAAAUUGUUGUUGGGGUAUUUAUAAUUAUUUUUAGUGGAAAAUAUAAAAUAAAGAAACCUAUGUGUACAACGAAAAAGAGCAAAGGUCCAUCACUCCUAACUGCUUCUACUCACCUCGCUCUGUGUCACUCUCACAUCCGCAUCUUGGAGUCCAGAUCUUUGGCAAUCGGCAGAACUUGCACACACACAAUGAUGUUUAGUCCCAGUCCUUGCAUGACCAGAGUGCUCGGGCACAGAUUGGAACGUCAUGGCUAAUUCGGAUUCAAGGGGAGUAAGGAGGUUGUGACAACAGAGGAUGAGGAGAAGGAGGCGUUGGAGGGAUCUGAACUGGCUCUUAACAGCUCUAGCUCUCGCAUUCACCAUACAUUAAUGCCAUACUACUAGCUUAAAAGACUCCAUCCCAACAAAACACACGCCCCAAAAAGCAUGAUGACUGUCCUAAACUAUAUUUAUAUGUAUUAAUAUACAUAUUUCAUUGAUGUGGUCGAAUUGUAUGGCUUCAGCAAAACACUAUCUGGCUGUCAUUCUUACAUACUCAAAAAAGAAAGCUCAACAUUUUUGGUUUUAUUUGUUCCUUUUUCUUUUAAUGUUCCAAAGGGAGUCACGCCUUGGCUGGUGGCUUGAAAAGAAUUGUUCCCCAGGAAGUAAAGUUGGGUUGAUUUUCUUUAUUGUGGUGAGAUCUGGUCAAUAGAUGCAGGUCUUCACAGAUGCACUUGUCUUGAGUCCCAGGGCCCUUUCCCUGUCAACGGCCACUUGUUAUUGAACUUGGAGAAGAGUGUUAGAGCUCAAUGCACUGUGCACAGCCAAUCGGAAAUGAGCUAGGCUGACAAGGACUUCAGAUUGAACAGACUUGUUUGGGAUCCCUUGGAGUAGGGGAGACAGUGGGCCUCGGCAGAGAGAUUACAAUCAUCUCUCCUGCCAAUCAAGGAGUGCCUGCCUGUAACAAUGUUGCAGUCACAACACUACAAGGUCAAGAGGGUCAAUGGAAUUCUGCCUUUUUAGUUGAAGUUUGUUUUUCUACUUACUUUAAAAAAAAGUUGUAUGUAUAAUAGCCUUUGGUGCCUCAAGCUUUUGUUCAUUCCUUUCCUUUUUAACCUGCUUUGAGUAAUUGGAAUGGUGUUUAUUGCGGAAUGGCAACCUCUUGUAAAUUGUUGAAGUAUAAAAGCACCUAUUUUGCGCACUGUUAGUAUGUAUUAAACGUUGAUAUUACUGGGUGUUAAUAAUAUGGCAUGUACAUUAUGUAUUCAAAUGAACAUAAGCUUCUGUGUAACAGAAAGGGAAUUUCAGUUGGUAGCAAAGAUGAUUACACAGCAUCAGCUUUUACACUGAUUUGCAAACACCAAGUUUUAUAAUAUUAUAAUAACACUUGUUCAUUGCUGGCCAUUAAGUGGAAAAUACAGUCGGUGAGUUACAAUGUGCUUCACUGCAAGUUUAUUGUAUCUUUACAUUUAAAUGCAGUGUUUAUUUUCAGCAAUAUGUGUGCAACAAUAAGAUUUUUUAACAUUAUGACCUGGUAAUUCAGUGUGGUACAUUUGCAGGUAAAAAUGCCUUUCGGAAAAAUGCAUCAUUUUUUACUAGAUAAUUAUUGUUUUUUCCAAAUGUCAAACGGCAGUUUGCCUCAACUGGAUCAUGUCUCUACCACAUGCAGCAUUCUUCCUUUUCUCUCUCUCUCUAUAUAUAUAUCUAUUUUUUUUUACGCAAUGUAAAUGGUGUAUUACAUGGACAGGCUCAAUAGGUAACACAUUUCAUUUCAGUUGAAUGGCCCUGCUUCCAUUUGUAACCCAUAAUUGUAUUCAUUGCCAUUUACAUCACAUUCCAUAGCAAUUUGGAAAUAAAAUUGAGCCUGUUUCUUAAUUUCAUAAUGCCAAGGAUGUCCUAAUUCUAACAAUGCCCUUAUGCACAGUGAUAUUUGAUGCAUAAUGCUAUUUGGAACAGUUAUUGUAUGAUUAGGAAUCAAUUAGUACAAUAUGUGCCGGUUUCCCAGACACAGAUUAAGCCUACUCCUGGACUAAAAAGCAUUUUCGAUGGAGAAUCUCUAUUGAGCAUACUUUUUAGUCCAGGACUAGGCUUAAUCUGUGUCUGGCAAACUGACCCUCUAGCCCCAUUUAUACCUGGUUCUAACUUGCGUCCUUUGUCCUGAUCUUGUCCACAUUCUGAUUGUGCCCACAUUUUUUAAUAGGUGUAGACAAUUAAAAUGAUGAUCCAUUGUGAUCAGAUCAUCCUGCCAACCUCUGGAGGCGUUGUGUCUGGAUAUCUUACAAGUGUAGACAGAUCUGUACAGAGAGACCAAUUAAAUUGUACAUUUUCCUGUAAAAUCAUUGACCGGUGGCACCAUUGAUUGAUUACAUCAAUAUGUGUCUUAAAAUAAAUAAACACAUAUUAUUUUUAAAGAAUAACUGUGAAACAAUUUCCAUAAAGGAAGGGGCCAGGAAAUCUGGUCACAAUGCAGGCACAGUGGACGGAUAACAGACACAUUUUAAUACAAUGUGUAGACACAUUUCUGGAAAUGUGGGCACAAUCAGAACGUAGACAAGAUCAGGACAAAGGACCCAUGUUAGCACAAUGUAUAAAUGGGGCUUAUAUGUAAUAUCAGCACAUGUCCACUCUAUAAAUGUGAUAUUUUUGUUGUUUUUGUGACAAGUUUGACCACUCCACCCCAACUGUACAGGGUUAUCAGCUAUGUCACAAAGUAAAUAGUAUGCGUUUGAACAGUAGGUCAUCUGUUACAGUGUGGUGUCAUUAUGGUGCUAUCAUCUUGUUAGAAAAAUCUCUAAAGAGUAUUACCUAUCCAUGACAACCAUAAGACAACAGAGGUUUCUUUAUCAUUUUUCAUGUAACAGUUUAAAACAUUUUGUGCAUAUACUUUUUAUAUUUGUCUCACUAUUUUAAGUGUUACAUUAUUUAUUUUUGUAUUUUUCUUAAAGAAGGCAUUUUGGUUUUUAACAGGCAUUCCUUAUAAAAUGGGGGUAGCUUUUGAAGGUCCUGAUACCGUUUUUUUCAGAUUUUGUCUAUUAUAGUGGUGCAUUGUCAUUGAGAUGUCACACAAGUACAUUAGAUGUGAAGGAAGUUUGUCAUUAUCAUCAAAUUGAUGUAUUGGUCAGGUAUUUACAAUGCUAGUUCACUCCCAAUUUUGCAGGCCUUACCUUGGCAUGCAAUUGUAUUCAUAAAACAAGAAAGUGUUGAUGGGCUUGGCUAAAAUGUUGUCUGUCCCUGACAAGCAGCAUAAAUAUGAUAAUAUUGUUCUUUCUCUAUUUCUCUCUUUGCAUUGAAUGUAGUUUGAAUGUAGUAUGUAUAGUGAAUUAUAAAUGUGGAGUUUAAUAUCUGCUUAUUUGACAAAAGUGCAAUUUAUGCUUUGGUUGAUAUGUGCAGCAUCAGAAUGCAGAUUAAUAACAGUUACAUACAUUUAUUAUCAGGACAAUAUGUUAGUCAAUUUGUCUCCCAUGAAAAGUACCACUACACUGGCUUAGAAAAAAUACAAAUGUUUUGAUUGACAAGUUACAUUUUUAGUUACAAACUUGUAAAUAUAGGCUUUCUUGUUAUCCAUAUUUUUAAGGCUUGAUUUGAAUUGAUUUAUUGUAGCCUCAAUUGCUGUCCACAAAUCAUUUGCUCUUAAGUUGUUAGAAGUGUGAUAGAAAACAUAUAAUUUGUCUAUGAUUUGGUCUGUCUUUUAUUUAGAACCUUCGUAAGAUUUUGUACUACGAUGGUGCUGUGUCUUCAGUUAACGUACAGCUGAUUCUUCUUUGUAUCUUUGUAUCUUUGUUCAAUUAUAUAUUAUGAAGUUACACACAUUUAAAGGCUGGUAGUGGUUGGUCCCCACAUAGUUGAUACACACUUCUUUAACCCACCAAGUACCAGGCACCCACUUUUCAACACCACUUUUUUUUUUUUUAGUGGCAAAUUUACCAGAGCCCUUUUUUCUGACAUAUAUACUGACAUUUCUUUUAACAUCCUCCUUACACUAUAGCCUGUGUCCCUCAGUGCAGUAAUGCAACCUAAUAGAAGCUGGAAAAGUAAAGAUAUAACUUCAAUUGAACAUAGUCUAAGUAUUCUAAAACGUAAAUGCAAUAGCUAAGUCCAUCUCACAGGUUUUGAAUAACUUACAUUUAAUUUCUGUUAUGUUUUUUUUCCUAUUCUGCAUUUGUAUCACUCAUUUUUUACAAGUUUGCAAAUGAAUACAAUUUGCUUUCAGAUUAUGGAUACUUCUGCACGCAUUAUUUCAAAACCAUUUCAUAUGACUGUACUGUUGGAGCCAAAUAAAUGCAGUCUUUCAAAUAA